This is a messenger RNA of Mycotypha africana, 1011 nucleotides long. RefSeq lists its product as uncharacterized. The transcript is spliced from 2 exons. NCBI's taxonomy places the organism in Eukaryota, Fungi, Mucoromycota, Mucoromycetes, Mucorales, Mycotyphaceae. The coding region runs from base 99 to 830 and encodes 243 amino acids. The record is from RefSeq and is a predicted model, not a curated record.
UUUUUAUUAUAUAUUCUACAAAUAUCAUUUUUACCCUUUGUAUCACUCUCCAAUCUUUCCUUUUUUUUUCCCCCUUUAAAAAACAACUCAUUUUAACAAUGUCUGCCAUGUCGGCAUUGCAACAAGAAUCCUCGAGAUCAAGACCUAUGAACGUAUCUGAGAUGAUUCAUCGCUUAAAAACGCGUUUAGCUUUAGCCACCUUCAAACAACAACAUGGCUAUGAAGCCUAUGAUUUGCAAACACUAGAGUACACCUUAUUUCCAAUCACAACACUAGCUGCCUUGCAGACCCACUCACCCAUUGUGAAAAAAAAGUCGCUGUUGAUGAAUAGCAGUCGUAAGAAGACCCCCUCCUCCUCCUCCUCCUCCUCCUCCUCCUUACUGUGUCGACAUCGGUAUUAUCCAACUUCAUCUUCUUAUCUUCCAGAUGCAACGACUUCUCCUACCUCUAGUUCUCUACGGCCAUACGCGUCUCGUCCCAGCCAGAAUUUCAAGUCCAAGUUGAAUUUACCAUUAUACAACAGCACAAAGAAUUCGAGCCAUCCAAAUCAUCAUUUACUAUUAACUACACCAAAAUAUCCUAUAUCGGAGAAGCGCAGCACAUCACCAAGACAACCUUGUUAUACCUCACCCAUCCUUCUUUCGUCGACGUCGUUACAUUCAUCCAUGUCUCCUUUGUCUACAUUCACACCGACGGAUGAAGAUUUAGCAGCUAAUGUUCUUGUGAUGUUACAUAAUGACACAAGUAAUAAUCAAAGGACCAUCCCUUCUGCUACCACGAAAGGAAGUACAACAACAACAACAGCAGCAGCAGCAGCAGCUCUUUGUUAAGCUUUAUUAGAGUUUGAUCUCAUGCUCCAGUAACAGGAUACACACUUUCUUUCAACACAUUUUGACUCUAUUAUUCCAGAUUUAUCAUUCAUUUUAAACCCUUUCGUUUCCCUUUACUUUCUUUUUUCUAUUUAUUUAUUUAUUUCACGAUAUCCAACUUUUUUUUUUUUUUUUUUUUUUU